Molecule: messenger RNA, 4188 nt
Organism: Camellia sinensis
Lineage: Eukaryota; Viridiplantae; Streptophyta; Magnoliopsida; Ericales; Theaceae
Gene: BRI1
Product: Leucine-rich receptor-like protein kinase family protein
Biological process (GO): protein phosphorylation
Molecular function (GO): ATP binding; protein kinase activity; receptor serine/threonine kinase binding
Source: RefSeq, a predicted model, not a curated record
UUCACUCCACUCUUUUUGACCCCCACCCUUCCCUCUCCUUCUCAUUCACCUUCUCUCUCUCUCUCUCUCUCUCUCUCUCUAAAACUCACAUCAUUCCCCCUCAGAGUCAGAGCUCCUCUCUCUAAUGGUAGAGGUAGACCUGAAAUGAAAGUCUAAAACUAACCCAUUUUCUAGUUUCCAAAACUUUUAAAGAUGAUAACUCUGAAUACUCACCCUCACCCUCAUCCUCACCCACAUCUUCUUCUUCACCACCACCACCACCACCACCAGAAGGUUAUAGUUUUCUUCUCUUUCCACAACUUCCUCCUUUUCCUCAUCUUUUUCUCUCUAAAACCUUCCUCAUCAUCAUCAUCAUCAGCUGCUGCUGCUGCUGUUGUUGGAGACUCACAACAGCUCUUGAGCUUCAAAGCUUCAUUACCCAACCCAAACCCACUUCCAGACUGGCUCUCCAACAACUACCCUUGCAAUUUCACAGGCGUCACAUGCAAGUCCUCUCGAGUCUCUGCCAUAGACCUCAACUAUGCUCAGCUCAAUAUUGAUUUCUCAGCUAUCUCUUCCUUCCUCAUGUCCUUGCCCAAUCUCGAGACCCUUUCUCUCAAGGCCUCUAACAUCACUGGCUCGCUUUCUUCAUCAACCAAAACUCAAUGCAGCGCUGUCUUGAACGCUAUAGAUCUGGCUGAGAAUGGCCUCUCAGGACCCAUCUCAGACCUCUCUUCCAUCUUCACUUCUUGCUCCAGCUUGACCUCUCUCAACCUCUCCAAAAACUCAUUCGAUUUCAGCCACGGAGCCAAGGACUAUUCCAAUGGAUUUCGAUUCAAGUUCACGGAAUUAGAUCUAUCUUACAACAAGAUUUUGGGGCAGAACGUCCUCCCCUGGCUUCUCUCCGGCGGCUGCGGCCAGCUCCAGUACUUGUCCGUCAAAGGAAACAAAAUCUCCGGCGACGUUCCCGUACUCGAUUGCAAGAACUUGGAGUACUUAGAUCUCUCUUGUAACAAUCUUACUACUGGGUUUCCUUCAUUCGGGGAUUGCUCUUCCCUCCAACACCUCGAUUUGUCGUCAAACAAGUUCUCCGGCGACGUCGCACUUUCUCUCUCCUCCUGCAAGAGCAUCUCCUUCUUGAACCUCACCAGCAACCAGUUCACCGGCACAGUCCCGGCUCUUCCAGUCGGGUCUGUGAAGUUCUUGUAUCUGUCUAAGAACGAUUUUUAUGGCGAAAUACCAUCCCAGCUUGCUGGGUCUCUGUGCUCGAGCUCGAAUGGUCUGGUGGAGUUGGAUCUUUCUUUCAACAAUUUGUCUGGCUCUGUUCCUGAUAGUUUGGGGUCCUGCUCUGCCAUGGAAUCUCUUGACAUCUCCAAUAACAACUUUUCUGGUGAGUUACCGAUUGGGACUCUAGUCAAAAUGGGUAAUUUGAAGAACAUUUCGUUAGCAUUUAACAAAUUUGAGGGUGGUUUGCCUGAUUUGUUCUCAAACUUGACAAAUCUAGAGUCACUGGAUUUGAGUUCUAAUAGCAUUAGUGGGUUCAUACCUCCUGGUAUUUGUCAAGAUCCUGGGAACAUGUUGAAAGUUCUGUAUCUUCAGAACAAUAAGUUGGCAGGUCCGAUACCGGAGAGUCUGAGUAACUGUACUCAGCUGGUUUCUCUUGAUCUGAGCUUCAAUUUCCUCACUGGGGGAAUCCCUGCUAGCUUGGGUUCCCUCUCCAAGCUCCGGGAUUUGAUGAUUUGGUUGAAUCAACUGGUUGGGGAAAUCCCACCAGAGUUGAUGUAUAUUCAGACUUUGGAGAAUUUGAUUCUUGAUUUCAAUGACUUAAGAGGGACAAUCCCCGAUAGUUUGAGCAAUUGUACCAAAUUGAAUUGGAUUUCAUUGUCAAAUAACCAGCUGACCGGUGAGAUUCCGGCCUCGUUGGGCCGGUUGGCUAAUUUGGCAAUCCUCAAGCUUGGAAACAACUCUUUCGCUGGUAGGAUCCCGGCAGAGCUAGGGGAUUGUCGGAGUCUGAUAUGGUUGGAUCUCAAUACGAAUAUGUUGAAUGGGACUAUCCCACCUGCUCUGUUCAAGCAAUCUGGGAAUAUAGCCGUGGGUUUGCUCACUGGGAAGAGGUAUAUUUAUAUCAAGAAUGAUGGAAGUAAGCAGUGCCAUGGAGCUGGGAAUUUGCUUGAGUUUGGAGGAAUCAGGCCGGAGCAGUUGGACAGGAUUUCGAGCAGGCACCCUUGCAACUUCACUAGAGUUUACAAAGGGAUCACCCAACCCACAUUCAAUCACAAUGGAUCGAUGAUUUGGCUUGACCUUUCUCACAAUUUGUUGGAGGGUAGUAUUCCAAAGGAGCUUGGGUCCAUGUACUAUCUCUCUGUAUUGAAUUUGGGGCAUAAUAGUCUCUCUGGUCCCAUUCCUCAAGAGCUUUCAGGCUUGAAGUCGGUUGCAAUUCUUGAUUUUUCGUAUAAUCGGCUUAAUGGGUCGAUCCCACCAUCGUUGUCCGGCCUUUCACAGCUUGGUGAUAUCGAUCUGUCAAACAACAAUCUCUCUGGAAUGAUUCCUCAAUCGAAUCCUUUCGACACGUUUCCUGAUUUUAGAUUCGCUAAUAAUUCGGGACUUUGUGGGUACCCUCUUUCUGCUUGUGGGGCAGAUUCAAGCGCUAGUUCAAACCAGCAUCAGAAGUCUCAUAGGAAACAAGCAUCCCUAGCAGGAAGCGUGGCUAUGGGGUUAUUGUUCUCUCUUUUCUGCAUCUUUGGUUUGAUAAUAGUAGCUAUUGAAAGCAAGAAAAGGAGGAAAAAGAAGGAUGCUGCACUUGAAGCAUAUAUAGAUGGUCAUUCCCAUUCUGGCACUGCAAACACCAGUUGGAAACUAACCGGUGCACGUGAAGCGUUAAGCAUUAAUCUCGCCACGUUUGAGAAGCCCCUUCGGAAGCUGACGUUUGCAGAUCUUCUUGAAGCCACCAAUGGCUUCCACAAUGACAGCCUUAUCGGCUCUGGUGGCUUUGGUGAUGUAUACAAAGCCCACUUGAAGGAUGGAAGCACUGUAGCUAUUAAGAAACUCAUACAUAUCAGUGGACAGGGGGAUCGGGAAUUCACUGCUGAAAUGGAAACCAUUGGGAAAAUCAAGCACCGAAACCUUGUUCCUCUCUUGGGCUACUGCAAGGUGGGAGAGGAACGGCUUUUGGUGUAUGAGUACAUGAGAUAUGGAAGCCUAGAAGAUGUUUUACAUGACCGCAAGAAAAUUGGGAUCAAGCUAAAUUGGGCUGCAAGGAGAAAAAUUGCAAUUGGGGCUGCGAGGGGAUUAGCUUUUCUUCACCAUAACUGCAUUCCACAUAUAAUUCACAGGGAUAUGAAGUCGAGCAAUGUAUUGCUUGAUGAGAACUUGGAAGCCAGAGUGUCUGAUUUUGGUAUGGCAAGGCUCAUGAGUGCAAUGGACACACACUUGAGUGUCAGCACACUAGCUGGGACUCCUGGUUAUGUCCCUCCUGAAUACUAUCAGAGCUUUAGAUGUUCCACCAAAGGUGAUGUUUACAGUUAUGGUGUAGUUUUGCUUGAAUUGCUAACAGGAAAGCAACCAACAGAUUCAGCGGAUUUUGGCGACAACAAUUUGGUAGGGUGGGUGAAGCAGCACGCGAAAAUGAAAAUAAGCAAUGUUUUUGAUCCUGAGCUAAUGAAGGAGGACCCAAGCUUAGAAAUGGAGCUUCUACAACACUUGAAGGUAGCUUGUGCUUGCUUGGAUGACAGGCAAUUUCGACGCCCAACAAUGAUUCAAGUCAUGGCUAUGUUCAAGGAAAUCCAAGCGGGGUCUGGGAUCGAUUCAACCUCCACCAUUGCUACUGAUGAUGCUAGUUUUUGUGCAGUCGAAGGAGGGGUAGAGAUGAGCAUUAAAGAAGGCAAUGAGCUUGGUGUCGGUAAGCAGUAGAUGAGGGAAAAAAAAGAAAAAAAAAAAAAGAAAGAGAAAAAAUUCUUUGAAAGAAGAAGAAGAAGAAGAAGAAGAAGAAGAAGAAGAAGGGGGCCUGAUGGAUUGAUUCAGCUCCCAAAUUUUCCGCUCUUUGCCACUUCAAAUGUUGUAAAACUGCCUCUGUAUUAAUGUAUGUACCAUUAGACCCCUUAAAAAUGUUGUUAUUAUAUACAUAAAAAGGUUGUUUUAACAACCCAGUUGUAACACUGUACAUAUAUAGCUUUGCAGUUGAGUUUGUUAUGCUUAUGCCAUUUUUGUUCA